Molecule: messenger RNA, 1388 nt
Organism: Perca flavescens (yellow perch)
Lineage: Eukaryota; Metazoa; Chordata; Actinopteri; Perciformes; Percidae
Gene: mpv17
Product: mitochondrial inner membrane protein MPV17
Exons: 8
Coding region: 370-903 (177 amino acids)
Biological process (GO): regulation of mitochondrial DNA metabolic process
Cellular component (GO): cytoplasm; membrane; mitochondrion
Molecular function (GO): channel activity
Source: RefSeq, a predicted model, not a curated record
AACAACCUGGUUUAACGCCGUUAACGUAAUUAAGACGCAACCGUAAACUUGCUGCCAAGAUUUACUUGAACAGUUAGCUUAGCCACAUGAGACCAAACGUUUCACCGAACCGCAUUCCGAAAUUUUGUAAUUUAAAGUUACCUUAGUCGUUUGGGAAUCUACGUAUCUGUCACCACCUGGUUUAUACUUGUAUCUAAAUUAGCUGAAGCCGCUCUUCAACUCGGCUUUGACAGAAGUCGCAGAGAAGGACCCAGUUUAAAAAUAACCACUUUUUAUUAUUAUUUCAAGCAGUUUAUAUGGCUAAAAUGUUCAAAUAUUGACUAAAAGUUUAGACAGACUGGUGCGACAACAUGCGAAAAUGGAGUGAGAAUGGCAAGCCUGUGGAGAUCCUACCAAGUGUUGAUGACCAAACGCCCCUGGACAGUGCAGUUAGUGACUGCUGGGUCUCUGGUGGGUGUCGGCGAUGUCAUCUCCCAGCAGGUGUUUGAGAGAAGAGGAUUGGCUCAUCACAACGUGCAGCGCACGGCCAAGAUGAUGAGCAUUGGUUUCUUCUUUGUGGGUCCAGUAGUCGGCAGUUGGUACAAAGUUUUGGACCGGCUGGUGGUUGGAGGAACUAAAAGUGCUGCCAUGAAGAAAAUGCUGGUUGACCAGUUGUUUUUCGCUCCGUGUUUCCUGGGAUCCUUUCUUGGUAUCUCCGGUGCUCUGAACGGACUGACGGUGGAGGAGAACGUCACUAAGCUCAAGAGGGACUACACAGAUGCCCUGAUCUCGAAUUACUACCUAUGGCCCGCAGUCCAGAUCGCCAAUUUCUACUUCAUUCCUCUACACCACCGGUUGGCUGUUGUCCAGAUUGUUGCUGUUGCUUGGAACUCCUACCUGACCUGGAAGGCCAAUAAGAUGUGACCAAUGAUCACAAGUCCGGCCUGUGAUGAUGAUGAUGUUGAUGAUGAUAAUUUUACACUCAUUUGUAGUGUGUGUGUGUGUGUGUGUGUGUGUGUGUGUGACAUGGGCCGUUCUGGUCUAACAUACUUCUUCUGAUAUUUCCAAUGUGUAAAACUGUGACUGACUCAUUUAUAAAGGUCGGGAGAAAGUGCUCGUCUACUCUGAAUGACAAAUUCACACUUGAAAGUCGAACUUGCGUUUGCAUAAAUGUCUUUUGAAAGUUUGUUAUUUAUGGAAAUGAGAUUUGGCAGUGGUGCCGCAGUGUAGACACACAUACACACAGACAGACACACACACAUUACAUUAACACCAAAUAGUUGCAAAGGAAACUUUUCUAAUCCAUUCAAUGUAUUGUUAAUCACAUGGAAUAAUAGUGUUAAAGGAGAAUUAUAUUACAGGUUAAUAGAAUCAUGUUCUGUCUCAUAAAGAAGGAAGUGUUCCCCUCA